UCUCAUUUUCUCCAAAGGUUGAACUUUGGAUUUUGUUUUCUUCUACGAUUGAAUCGGGGUUUUGGGUUGUUUAAGGAACUUCAAGGAGCAUCGGAGGCUUUGAACUUAUUCAAUUCUACAUCAAAUCUCCUGAUCUUAAAUCUUGCUUUGUUUAAUUUCAAUGGAUGACAUUUUUUAUUUGGUUUUUUUUGAGAAAAUUUUAUUUAAAGGAUGUAUUAGUACUUUCAUAUCAACUUUUUAUUAUAAUUAUCAAACAUUUAAAAAGGUGGCUAGAAUUCUAUCUAGGGUCCAAAAUUUGUUAGUUUCCAAAUUUCCCAUCUCUCAGCCCGUCUUCAGCGUUCACGCCACCACUGCCAGUAACAGGUAAUAUCAAUAUGGAAACACUGAAGAAUCCGUAAUCUUCUAUAGACAACCAAACAGCGUAUUGCACUGCUGAGUUCAUCUACUGCUUUCUCGUUUCUAGGUAGGAAAAAAAGAAAAAGUCAUUGCUUGGAGAUCCCCAAGGGGAGGCAACUAUGUCGUUCAUGAAAGGAGAUUUGCUUACGAGAACUAGAAAGCUGGUGAAGGGCCUAGCCAAGGCCGAGCCUGUUUGGCUCAAAGCCAUGGAAAAGGCACCGCCUGUAACAUUUCCUCGUGCGAAUGCAAUUCAGAAAAUCACUCUCCCAGAGGAUGUUUACAUAAAGAAGUUUUUCCAGAAGCAUCCAGAUUCCAAACAUGAAGAUGCCAUAAAGAUUUCUUCUUUUGAUCCUCCACCAGCCCGUAUAUUUGGUUUGCGGGUGCUUGAGUUGAAAGAGCAAGGGGUUUCUGAGGAAGAAGCAAUGGCAGUAGCCGAUAUGGAAUACCGGAUGGAGAGAAAAGAGAAGAAGAAGGCAUAUUCCCGCUUGAAGAAAAUUGCACGCCUUCAAGGGAAGAGGCCUCCUGCCAACCCAUAUCCCAGCGCUAUCAAGGAAAUACAAGCUGAGGAGAAGAAGUAUGUUCACGACCGCUUUUACAAUCCCAAAAUUAUUCAACUUGUAAGGAAAUUGCAAGAGGAGAAGGUAGCUGAAGCGCAGGAGAGAUUCAGAGGAGGAGGAGGUUCCUGGUAACUUAAAGUGCCAUCUUUUGAUAAUAAUUUUGGUCCGUUAGUUCGUGAGAUUUCUUACUGAUUGGCUUUAGCUUUUGAUCAAGUAUUAGACAAGUGCAUUGGAAAGGAUUGUUAAAUAGUUUUCUUUAGCAUCCAUUUAUUGAAGGUUGAUGAAAUGCUAUACAUUUGUGAAGAUCACGUUAUAUGAUUGUUACAUUUUCCGAUUUAUGUAUUUUUACAUUUUC
Molecule: messenger RNA, 1308 nt
Organism: Pyrus x bretschneideri (Chinese white pear)
Lineage: Eukaryota; Viridiplantae; Streptophyta; Magnoliopsida; Rosales; Rosaceae
Exons: 5
Coding region: 516-1085 (189 amino acids)
Source: RefSeq, a predicted model, not a curated record